Odontomachus brunneus is the source of this 1212-nucleotide messenger RNA. Its product is annotated as doublesex- and mab-3-related transcription factor 1B-like. The transcript has 2 exons. NCBI's taxonomy places the organism in Eukaryota, Metazoa, Arthropoda, Insecta, Hymenoptera, Formicidae. Gene Ontology annotation, cellular component: nucleus. Bases 36 to 746 code for a protein of 236 amino acids. Gene Ontology annotation, molecular function: DNA-binding transcription factor activity, RNA polymerase II-specific; RNA polymerase II cis-regulatory region sequence-specific DNA binding. Gene Ontology annotation, biological process: regulation of transcription by RNA polymerase II; sex differentiation. The record is from RefSeq and is a predicted model, not a curated record.
UAUGUCGUUCGACGGUGAAUGAUAUUGAGAUCGAGAUGAAAACCGACGGGGGCACGUCGAAUCGUCUGAACCCGAGCAUGGAGCAACGUUUGAGAAGUCCCAAAUGUGCGAGAUGUCGCAACCACGGUGUGAUAUCCGGUUUGAAGGGUCACAAGAGGUCCUGCGCAUGGAAGGACUGCCGAUGUCCUUGCUGUUUAUUAGUCGUCGAAAGACAGCGGGUGAUGGCAGCGCAAGUCGCUCUACGCAGGCAGCAGCAGGCGCAGGGCGACAAUCUGCUCUCUUCAACAAACAAAUCGCCGACGGAUAGCGCGAAUCCUUAUUACGUUAAAGGGAAAUACGACGAGUCGGACACGGUCUGCGGUAGGAAAACGAAGAACUUUCAAAGGCAUCAUCUACAUUUCACGCAGACGAGCAUCAGCGUGACACAAGGUUUCUACGGAUUGAACGCCAUACAUGGUUUACCUGUGUCAUCGCAUCCGCGUUUGUUAAGUACUUUAUCGUCGCUUGGAUGCAAUCAAAAGCAAGAAGCUGAAUCUACGCUGAAAGUGCAAUCCUACCAUUCUGCGUAUCCGACGAUCCCGUGGUUCAACGAGGUAACGCAAUCGUAUAUAACGAACGAGGACCUGAACAAUUUUAUCUCUACACGACCGGACUCACGGGGUUGCGCUACUACAAACAAUGAAUCUCGUUUAGAGAAAAAAACACCAAUCUCCUUCAGCGUAGAAUCUAUUAUCGGCACAAAGUGAUGUCCCCGAUGUUUGUAUUUUAUAAUCGUGAUAAUAAUCUUAUACAUUAAUUAAAUCAAAAUUUUUUAUAAAUGUUGUUCAAAUUGUUUAGUAGAAACGCGAGCCGCAUAUCAAUCGAUUUGUAUAUUGCAAUAAUGUACAAUAUAUUUUAAUGGCUAUAUAUUAAAAAAAAUCUGUUAUAACAAUGCUUAUAUAGAAUUUAUUAUUCUAUACUUGGAUAUCAACCAGCAAAUAUAUAUUCAAUAUAUUUAUAACAUAACAUAUGCACGCGCGCGCACACACACACACACACACAUACACACAGAACAUAUACACGCGCAUGGGCAUACAUAAAAUUGCUCCUGUUGUAUAUGCACUUUACACACAUCAUCUACAUGUUAAUGCAGCAAAUCUGAACGUGACGCUUCCGUGCGAUACUCUAAUAUCAUAUCAUAAAUAAAAAAUAAAUAAAAUGAUAUUACUUGUC